AUGAACUGCCAAGAGAAUGAAUAUUUGGAUGAGCACAGGAAAUGCGUCCCGUGUAGGACCUGUAUGCCUGGGCAGGAGCUUUCCAAGGAUUGUGGUGAUGGUGGCGGGGGCGAUGCGCAGUGCGUUGCUUGCCCUCCCAGGAAGUUUAAGGACAGCUGGGGACAUCAUGGCUGCAAACCCUGCCUGUCUUGCACCCUCAUCAACCGUGUCCAGAAAUCCAACUGCACAGCGACUGCCAAUGCCGUGUGCGGGGAAUGCCUGCCGGGGUUCUACCGAAAGGCCCGGAUCAGUGGGCAGCUCGACUGGGAGUGCAUCCCUUGCACCAAGCAGACGCCCUCCUCGGAGCCGCAGUGUCGGUCCAGAAUAAACCUGGUGAAGGUAGCUGUCCCCACUGUACCACCACAAGACACAGCCCUUCUUGCACUGACCAGCAGUGCCCUGGUCAUCAUUGUGCUGGUACUUCUGGCACUCUCCAUCAUCUACUGCAAACGGUUUUGGAAGAGCCAGUGUCAGCGAGUCUUCCUAAGGACGCAGAAUUUCUCGAGCCAGCGAGCGAUGUUCCCCGGCUCGGCUGUGCCCGGCAGAUUUCUGUGCGAAGAACAGAUGUCUGGUCCCUGCUGCCUGGGCGUGAAGAACCUGAGCCCCUGCUACAGGCAGGCAGAAGGCCCAGUGGAAGCAGUUCAGUUCGUUUCAGAUGGAGAGGCCAUUGGUCUCCAACUGCCCGCUCUGCAGCCAGAGCUGGAAUUGACUCAGGUGACGGCCAUCGGCCCUGCUCCCAAGGCCCAGCUGGUGAGGAGCGUCCUGGAGACCCAGCCCCUGAUCCGGAACUCGGGCUGCAGCGACUGCUUGGGAGGGGCCUUGCCACCCACCGAGGUCCGGCAGGGCCCGGCCAGGGUGGCGGAGGCCCUGGCCCCUCUCUCGUCGUGUGCCUCGGAGAUGCAGCACAAAUGGCCCCACGCCCCAGUGGAGUGUACGGAGCUCGACCUGCAGAAGUUCUCCACCCAGAUGGACUUCGUGGGCAAUGAGAGAUCGGAGGAUGCAGUGAGCCGGGUGACUCGGAGAAUCCCAAAGGAGAACAACAGUGGAGCAUGUGAAGCAAGGAACGGGUUCGUGGAUCCAAGAAGAGUCCUGUCCUCAGCCUUCCUGAGCCCGACUGCCGAAAGAGGGGAGCAGCCGGUGAAUGAUGCCCAGAGCCUUGUGACUCAGAUCAGCAGCACUACCAAGGGUCUUCCAGUAGCAGAGCUGCCCCAUUCUUUGGUGCAGUCACUUGCCUUCUUGCUAGACCCUUCCUUGAAUGGGGUGAAGAAUUUCAGCCACGUGGCCCUGGAGCUGGGAGUCACCCCCCAGCUGUUGGGAAGGAUAUCUGGAUUUGAGCAACUCGUCACCCACUUCACCUACUCCGGCGACACUGUCACCAUUCCUGUCCUGGCCCAAGCUCUGCAGCGGCUCCAGCGGUUCGAUGCCCUGCUCCUGCUCUGUGACCACUUUGCUCUCAGCCAGAUUCAGAGCCGCCAGUGCUAAGAGGAGAUAGGGAAGGGACAGAGGAAACUCCAGGCACCCUCUUUACUGGUAGAGGAGGGUCUUUGGUAAGACCGUGGUCACAUAAUCCCUUCAGUGUGCCUGUGGUGAUUAUGUGGAGAUGGUCUCCGCAUCAUGGGACAGAAGCACGUGAGCAGGAAUCUCCCUCUGAGAAGAGCA
Messenger RNA from Tinamus guttatus (white-throated tinamou), 1698 nucleotides. RefSeq names its product ectodysplasin A2 receptor (gene EDA2R). Gene Ontology annotation, biological process: positive regulation of JNK cascade; positive regulation of canonical NF-kappaB signal transduction; tumor necrosis factor-mediated signaling pathway. Gene Ontology annotation, cellular component: plasma membrane. The record is from RefSeq and is a predicted model, not a curated record. Gene Ontology annotation, molecular function: tumor necrosis factor receptor activity; protein binding. Lineage: Eukaryota; Metazoa; Chordata; Aves; Tinamiformes; Tinamidae.